UAUUUAGUCGCAGGCGCAGCGCGACACCGACAUGUUCGCUCUCGUUCGUGCGCGUUAGUUCAAGAUCGGCAUUUAACGGCGCGUCGCCGCCCCACUGAGAACUCAGCGAGUGGGAGCGAGAAAGCAAAUCGCAAGAAAUAGACGCGUGCACAGAAACGUUUGAAUACAUUUAUUUAGACAAUAUUUACACCGCCGUUGCAAUUAAAAUUGAUAGCAAUUGAAAAGUAUUCGAACAAUAAUAGAAACGUGUCGCGAAGUGCAAGUGCAAAAAGUUUUAGAAAUCAAGUCACUUAAUAAACAUCGUUAACAGAAAGAAAAUACGCUAAUAACGGGAACGUAGAGGGUUCCACUCAGUGCGACGCAAGAAAUCGGUCGAGAAAGACGCCCAUUUUUUAUAUAGAACAUCGAUCCCAUCACCACUAUACCACCCAACAUCAAGAUGACAUCACGGGUGCGUCAUUGUGCCCAUCUGGGGAUCGUCGUUCUUGGGAUCUUCUGCUUUGUCAGUGGGAUUUACCUCUUUCGCAACUGGAUAGACAUGUUUACACGCAUGCGCGGCAAGGAAAUGGCCUUGAGCCCCACAUCACGAUCAUUCGAAGGUUGGAAGGUGUCCCCGCUGCCGCUAGACUUUGAUGUCUACCUCUUCAACUGGACGAAUCCGGAGGAUUUCUAUGUGGGAUCAAGUAAAAAGCCCCGCUUUGAGCAACUCGGUCCGUAUCGGUUUCGAGAGCACCCCGACAAGGUGGACAUCAACUGGCACAAUCACAAUUAUUCCGUGUCCUUCAAUAAAAAGUCCUGGUUCUAUUUUGAUGCUGCCGGCAGCAAUGGAAGUCUAUCGGACAUUGUCACGCAAGUCAAUAGCGUGGCUCAUGCUGCUGCUAGACGUGCUGCUGAUAGCUGGUUGGGCAGAGCGACCGUUAACCUUGCCAAUAAUGUGUAUGGCCAAAAGUUGACUGUCAGUAAAACCGUUGAAGAAAUGCUCUUCAAAGGCUACGAGCAUCCGUUCAUCAAGGUCGGCAAGCUGCUGAGCCCUCAGGAUGUGCCCUACGCACGCGUUGGCUUCCAGUAUCCACGAAAUGGCAGUGCCAACUUCGAUGGCGAUAUAAACAUGUUCACGGGAGCCGAUGACAUUGCCAAAAUGGGUCAAAUCCAUACGUGGAACAAUAUGACGCACACUGGAGCCUUUGAAGGCACCUGCGGGCAGGUGCGCGGUUCCAUGGGUGAAUUCUUUCCGCCCAAUCUGAGUACCAAUGGCAGCGUUUACAUGUACAUGCCCAAGAUGUGCCGUGCCAUACCGCUGGACUACACCGAAACGGUCACCGUUCACGGAGUGACCGCUUAUAAAUUCAGUGGCACCAAGCAUGCGGUGGACAAUGGCACCAUGUACCCGGAUACGAAGUGCUAUUGCGUCUACGGCAAGUGUAUGCCAGUUGGGGUGAUCAACAUCGGACCCUGCGCCUUUAACGCCUCCGUCUACAUGUCCUAUCCGCACUUCUAUCUGGCGGAUCCGAGCUUUCUGGAGGCCAUCGAUGGUCUGCAGCCGGAACGCGAAAAGCACGAGUUCUUCAUGACUCUGGAGCCCAAUGCGGGCGUGCCCAUGGAUGUGGGCGGCGGCUUCCAGGCCAACUACUACAUGGAGCCCAUUCCGGGUAUAACAAUCUACGAGAAUAUUCCGCGAGUGAUGAUUCCCAUGAUGUGGGCCGAGGAACGUGUUCGCGUCACCGAGGAAAUCGCCGCCGAUGUUGCCCUAGUUCCGCUGAUUGUCCUGCUGGGACAGAUCGUGACUGGCAUUCUGCUGGCCGGCGGUCUCAUCUGCACCUGCUGGUAUCCCACGCGCCAGGUGACGCACUUCUGCCACAGCGAUCCCAAGGCCAAGGCCAACGUUCUGCGUCCCCUCACCGUUUUUGGUGUAAAUUCGGCGGCAGCCACGGCUCCGGUGGCCCAACUAUUCCGCCACAAUGCCAGUUCGUCGGGCAACGAUCGCGUUGGAGUGCGACUGUUGGAAUACAAUCGCAGUUCUGGAGUAAAAGACGAAAGCGGUACAACAGAGCGAUCGGCCAGAGAACGACUGAUCAGCGAGGACUCACCGGAUGUUGUAGUUAGAUAAUACGUUGGCGUUGGCAUCAAGCCUUUCUGACGGUGCCUGCAACGAUUGUCUGCCUUAGACUCAUUUAUAUCGCCGUAGCUUAGGAUAGCACAAAGUGAUGAAGCCAUUCUGCCUUAGCCAGGCCCACAGAGGCUGGACCCAUUCGCUCAGCUGGGAUCCAUUGAUCCUGAUCACAUUACAUGCCACAUUUCCACGCACGCCCAUCCCAUCCGCAUUAGGAGUUCCCUCAACAUGUCUGCACGCAAUGCAGAUAGCGAGAGAGAUUAAUAAGAUUAUUUAUUUUAGUGCCAAAAAGAAAAGCAGAGGAAACCCAAGAAAAAGUCAUUAACUAUUUUAGUAGGCUGAACUUAUCUGUAAAUAGAGCGAGUCGUUAGGCGCCACAUUCAUUUCGCUAAACUGUUGAAGUUAAAACUACUGCGCAUGCCCAAAGUAUUUAUAUUUAUACGAUAAUGCUUAUUUUUUUGUAAUUUGUAAAGCGAUAUUUUAGUUUUUAUUCAAAUUGAGAUGAAGUGAUAAAGAAAACAUAUUGAAAAGAACAGUGAGAGCGAUGAUUUUUCACAAUUGCUCACUUAGUUAGGCAAUCUUUGUUUUAAGUCUUGUACAAAUAAUGCUAACACUGCAAAGAUUUCGCAUAUCCUAUUUACGUAUGUCAAUCAAUGUAAGAUCUAAAUACUUAGAUAAUAGAGCACAGCUGUGAACCCCCGGAAAUAUUUCCAAAAAUUCCUUAAGAUAAAUUUAAAAACACAUAAAACCAAGUGAUCAAGAAGGGACUUUUUAUAAAUUCAAUUGCAUU
Drosophila elegans is the source of this 2900-nucleotide messenger RNA. Its product is annotated as protein peste. The record is from RefSeq and is a predicted model, not a curated record. The coding region runs from base 440 to 2107 and encodes 555 amino acids. Gene Ontology annotation, molecular function: scavenger receptor activity. Gene Ontology annotation, cellular component: cytoplasm; membrane. Lineage: Eukaryota; Metazoa; Arthropoda; Insecta; Diptera; Drosophilidae. The transcript has 5 exons.